AUAUAUGUUUUCCAGGACUCUGCAUUCUCUCUAUCUGGUCUCCCCGGACCCUGCAUUCACUAUAUCUGGUCUCCCCGGACCCUGCAUUCACUAUAUCUGGUCUCCCCAGGACCCUGCAUUCACUACAUCCGGUCUCCCAGGACCCUGCAUUCACUAUAUCUGGUCUCCCCGGACCCUGCAUUCACUAUAUCUGGUCUCCCCGAGCCAUGCAUUCACUAUAUCUGGUCUCCCCGGACCCUGCAUUCACUAUAUCUGGUCUCCCCGAGCCAUGCAUUCACUAUAUCUGGUCUGUCUCCCCGGACCCUGCACUCACUAUAUCUGGUCUCCUCGGACCCUGCAUUCACUAUAUCUGGUCUCCCAGGACCCUGCAUUCACUAUAUCUGGUCUCCCCAGGCCCUGCAUUCACUAUAUCUGGUCUCCCCAGGCCCUGCAUUCACUAUAUCUGGUCUCCCCGGACCCUGCAUUCACUAUAUCUGGUCUC
Messenger RNA from Staurois parvus, 481 nucleotides. The record is from the annotation of a GenBank genome assembly. Lineage: Eukaryota; Metazoa; Chordata; Amphibia; Anura; Ranidae.